AUGACGGGGCCUACUCGGCAGAAACGCAAGUCCAGAAGCCGUGGCCUCCGUGCCACAACGGGAUGUCUCAUCUGCAAGCGCCGCCACGUGAAAUGUGAUGAGGCGCAACCACAAUGUGGGCCAUGUGUUAAAGGCAACCGACCAUGCGUCUAUGUGUCAAGAGAGUCGUCCACCGGUCCGCACCCCGAGUAUGGAGAAGCGAUCCACUCACCCGCCAACGUGCAUGCUCCUCUUCAGGUUUUAGUUGACGCAUGCCAACAAGAGCAAGAUCUCGAUCGAUCUAAUGCGGUCAGUUCAACUGCGUCACCCUCCGUGGCACCUACCCUUGGGAGUCCCGCGUACCUCCCUCACUCCGAGCCGCCCCAUGGAUCCGUUCUGUCGCCGGGGACAGAGGUCUCUGUGACUCCCAGCAGAGGGGCACCACUCAGCUGGUUCGAGCUCCUCGCCAGGGAUGCGGCAAAUGCAGACACUGGCUUUUGUUAUCGCCUCCACAUAGGUUACCACGGACACCCGAGGGUGGACAAACCACGAAUCCGCAACACAGCAAAAAUUUGA
This is a messenger RNA of Penicillium brevicompactum, 555 nucleotides long. Its product is annotated as Zn(II)2Cys6 transcription factor domain-containing protein. The transcript has 3 exons. Bases 1 to 555 code for a protein of 184 amino acids. Gene Ontology annotation, cellular component: nucleus. Gene Ontology annotation, biological process: positive regulation of transcription by RNA polymerase II. Lineage: Eukaryota; Fungi; Ascomycota; Eurotiomycetes; Eurotiales; Aspergillaceae. Gene Ontology annotation, molecular function: transcription cis-regulatory region binding; DNA-binding transcription factor activity, RNA polymerase II-specific; zinc ion binding. The record is from RefSeq and is a predicted model, not a curated record.